GCGCCGGGCGUGGAGGCGGUAACGCGCACGCGCGCAGGGAUCCGGCCCGGGCCGACCGCGCGGCCCGGCGAUUGCGGGUGACUAGCAUGCAGAUACCCAUUCUCUGACUUGCUGGCCCUCUACUGACAUGGCCCACCGGGGUGGGGAGAGGGACUUCCAGACUUCAGCGCGGCGCAUGGGCACCUCGCUGCUCUUUCAGCUUUCAGUGCACGAGCGGGAGCUGGACCUGGUUUUUCUGGAUCAUAGCUAUGCCAAGCCGUGGAGUGCCCACCCAGAUGCCAGUAGUGCUCGCCCUACGCGCAUGCUCUUUGUUACUCCCCGGAGGCAGCAUGAAAGUACCAUUGAAUCAGACGUCCCAAUAGAUGUGGAGACAGUCACAUCAACUCCUGUGCCCCUCUAUGACAAUCAGAAGGCACGCAGCGUGAUGAAUGAGUGUGAACGGCAUGUCAUCUUCGCUAGGACUGAUGCAGAUGCCCCUCCUCCACCAGAGGACUGGGAGGAGCAUGUCAACAGGACUGGCUGGACAAUGGCCCAGAACAAGCUAUUUAACAAGAUCCUCAAAGCCCUGCAGUCUGACCGGCUUGCCCGCUUGGCCAAUGAAGGGGCUUGCAAUGAGCCAGUGCUGCGCCGUGUUGCUGUGGACAAGUGUGCGAGGAGAGUGCGGCAGGCUCUGGCAAGUGUGAGCUGGGACACCAAGCUGAUCCAGUGGCUGCAUACCACCCUGGUGGAGACCUUGAGUCUGCCCAUGCUGGCCGCCUACCUGGAUGCUUUGCAGACACUGAAAGGGAAGAUCCCUACUUUGAUUGACCGGAUGCUUGUGUCAUCUAACACGAAGACUGGGGCUGCAGGAGCUGAGGCCUUGUCCCUCCUGCUGAAGAGGCCCUGGGAUCCUGCUGUGGGGGUACUUUCUCAUAACAAACCAAGCAAGCUCCCUGGCUCUCCUCUCAUUCUCAUUGCCUCCUCCGGGCCUUCUAGCUCCGUGUUCCCCACCUCACGCCGCCACCGCUUCUGGCAGUCUCAGCUCUCCUGCUUAGGCAAGGUCAUCCCCGUAGCCACCCAUCUGCUGAACAAUGGUAGUGGGGUAGGAGUUCUGCAGUGUCUUGAGCAUAUGAUUGGGGCAGUGAGAAGCAAAGUGCUGGAGAUUCACAGCCAUUUCCCCCACAAACCCAUCAUCUUGAUUGGCUGGAAUACAGGAGCUCUGGUGGCCUGUCACGUGUCAGUGAUGGAGUACGUCACUGCAGUUGUCUGCCUUGGGUUUCCUUUACUUACCGUGGAUGGUCCCAGAGGGGAUGUGGAUGAUCCCCUCUUGGAUAUGAAGACUCCAGUCCUCUUUGUCAUUGGGCAGAAUUCCUUGCAGUGUCAUCCCGAAGCCAUGGAAGAUUUCCGGGAGAAGAUUCGGGCUGAGAACAGCUUGGUGGUGGUUGGGGGAGCUGAUGAUAAUCUCAGAAUAAGCAAAGCAAAGAAGAAAUCAGAGGGGCUGACUCAGAGCAUGGUGGACAGAUGUAUUCAGGAUGAGAUCGUGGACUUUCUGACUGGAGUGCUUACUCGCGCUGAGGGGCACAUGGGCUCUGAGCCUCGGGAUCAGGAUGCUGAGAAGAAGAAGAAGCCUCGGGAUGCAGCCCGAAGAGACCUGGCCUUUGAGGUGCCCGAGCGGGGCAGUCGGCCUGCCUCACCAGCUGCCAAGCUGCCUGCCUCACCCUCAGGCUCGGAGGAUCUUUCCAGUGUGUCUAGCAGCCCCACCUCCAGUCCUAAGACCAAAGUGACUACAGUGACCUCUGCCCAGAAGUCCAGUCAGAUCGCAAGCUCUCAGCUCCUGAAGAGACAUGUGCAGCGCCCAGAAGCUGUGCUGACCCACAAACAAGCCCAAGUUCCCAUUUCAUCAGAACAAACGGAAGAGGCAGAGAAAGAGGAUCUUAGGGUCCAGCUGAAGCGCCACCAUCCCUCCAGUCCUCUUCCUGGCAGUAAGACCUCCAAGCGACCGAAGAUUAAGGUCUCCCUUAUCUCCCAAGGGGACCCAGCUGGAGGGCCUUGUCCUCCUUCCCAAGGAGGAGCUCCAGAAGCUGCGGGAGGGAAGCCCAUCACCAUGACACUGGGGCAGGCUUCAGCAGGGGCCAAGGAGCUCACAGGGCUUCUCACCACUACCAAGUCAAGUGCUUCUGAAGGGGGCGUCUCAGCCAGCCCAGCCUCCUCAGUGUCCAGCAGCACCACACCCAGUGCCUUGCACACACUCCAGAGCCGUCUGGUGGCCACCUCUCCUGGCAGCUCUCUCCCAGGGGCCACACCAGCCAGCAGCCUCCUUCAAGGCCUCAGCUUCAGCUUGCAGGAUAUCAGCAGCAAAACCUCUGGCCUCCCAGCAAAUCCUUCCCCAGGGCCAGCCCCACAGGCCACCGGUGUGAAGUUGCCCACCCCCAUGCAGAGCCUGGGUGCCAUCACCACGGGCACCAGCACCAUUGUCCGUACCAUUCCUGUGGCCACCACUCUCUCCUCCUUGGGUGCCACUCCUGGUGGGAAGCCCACAGCCAUCCACCAGCUGCUGACCAAUGGGGGCCUCGCUAAGUUGGCAAGCAGCCUCCCUGGCCUGGCUCAGAUCUCUAACCAAGCAUCAGGCUUGAAGGUCCCUACUACCAUUACUCUGACACUGCGUGGCCAACCAAGCCGAAUCACUACGCUGAGCCCCAUGGGCUCGGGAGCAGCCCCGUCAGAGGAGUCCAGCUCCCAGGCUCUGCCGUCCAGCUCACAGCGCCUGCCUCCAGCACCCUGAAGAUGCCGAGUGCUAUAUCUUCUUUACCGGGUUGGUGAUGGCUGCCGUGCGGUGAGCCCUGGGCACACGUGCUAUCCUGCUGAGCUGUCCACUUGUCUGAAGACCUCUUAAGAUCGCCAUUUUUGCCUCCCUGCCAGCUGUUUUCAGAAUGGGCCUCUGGGUCUCUUGAAACCAUUAGAUUAGGUGAUAUGGUGCACCAGCAAGGGGAACGUUGUCCUGUGGCAUCUAUGGGUCUGGUUCCUGGCAUCCCCAUGUUCCUCAGCAGAUCUGGCUGUACAUGGAUCAGAGGCAUUUCUUCUCCAGCAUUAACUAUGACUGACCCAAGUAGCUGUGUUGGACUGCUCACUGCAUUUAAUAAAAGAGUUCCUUUUGGAAGUCUGUGCUGCCCCCAUGCCAAG
Messenger RNA from Odobenus rosmarus divergens (Pacific walrus), 3159 nucleotides. It is a transcript of the gene KANSL3, whose product is annotated as KAT8 regulatory NSL complex subunit 3. NCBI's taxonomy places the organism in Eukaryota, Metazoa, Chordata, Mammalia, Carnivora, Odobenidae. The record is from RefSeq and is a predicted model, not a curated record. The transcript has 21 exons. Gene Ontology annotation, biological process: positive regulation of transcription by RNA polymerase II. Bases 128 to 2761 code for a protein of 877 amino acids. Gene Ontology annotation, cellular component: NSL complex.